Dioscorea cayenensis subsp. rotundata (Guinea yam) is the source of this 2241-nucleotide messenger RNA. Its product is annotated as kinesin-like protein KIN-8A. Gene Ontology annotation, biological process: microtubule-based movement. Lineage: Eukaryota; Viridiplantae; Streptophyta; Magnoliopsida; Dioscoreales; Dioscoreaceae. The record is from RefSeq and is a predicted model, not a curated record. Gene Ontology annotation, molecular function: microtubule motor activity; ATP binding; microtubule binding.
UCAACCAACGAUCCAGAUCACCCCACAAAAAUAUCAUCCCCAAAUUACCCCUCCCUCCCAAAGCUCUCACCUUUCUCAGCUCACUCCGAUCCCACAAUGAUUUCAUCUCCAUGAUCCCCAUUUGAUCCACAUUUUCUCGAAAUUUUCGCAAAAUUUGCGGUUUUUCCUACUCAGAUCGAUGCCAGUCUCUACUCGUUCUCAGAUCACCGGUUUUGGCGAUGGAUCGAAUCAAGAAGGAGCUCAAACCUCCGUCCAUGGUCGCACAGUGCUCCGGAACCCUCACCAUGGCCUCAAGGAGAAGAUGAAAGCCCUAACCCUCUUUUACGAGCAGCACAAGGAGCUCAUGGCGAGCAGGAGAGACCUCGCCGACUCGAUCCGCAAGGCUCAGCGCCAAGAAGAAGAAGAAGAAGAAGAAGAGGAGAAGAAUUCAACAGUGAUGAAAGAGAACGUUGCAUUCCAGAGCCCUUCCAAGAAUUGGAAAAAUCCGGAGAACUGUGAGUCCGGAGGAAGUCGGAUUCUUGUGUUCGUGAGGCUCCGGCCGAUGGCCAAGAAGGAGAAGGAGGCUGGAUCCCGGAGCUGCGUCAAGAUUGUGAACCGAAAAGAUGUUUACUUGACGGAGUUCGCUUCUGAGACUGAUUACCUCCGGCUUAAGAGACUCCGAGGACGCCAUUUUUGCUUUGAUGCUGCCUUCUCUGAUUCGACAACCCAGCAAGAAGUUUAUGCCACAACUACAGCUGAACUUGUGGAAGGUGUGCUGCAAGGGAGGAAUGGCUCUGUGUUCUGCUAUGGAGCAACAGGUGCAGGAAAAACAUACACAAUGCUAGGAACAGUGGAGAAUCCGGGAGUUAUGGUGUUGGCCAUAAAAGAUUUAUUUUUCCAAAAAUCAGGCAAAGGGAGCUAUGAUGGGAACCAUUUGGUCCACCUUUCUUAUCUCGAGGUCUAUAAUGAGACUGUUAGAGAUUUGUUAUCUCCAGGAAGGCCUCUUGUUCUUAGAGAAGAUAAACAGGGCAUUGUAGCAGCAGGUCUAACUCAGUAUAGAGCUUACUCAACAGAUGAGGUUAUGUCAUUACUUCAGCAAGGUAAUCAGAACCGAACCACUGAGCCAACCAGAGCAAAUGAGACCUCUUCUCGGUCUCAUGCUAUAUUGCAGGUAACUGAAUUGCAAUUCGUAUUCAGGGAAAAAUUGUUAACCGAGGUUGGCAAGCUAUCGCUCAUUGAUCUAGCUGGCUCUGAGAGAGCUCUAGCAACAGACCAGAGAAGUCAGAGAUCAAUCGAGGGAGCAAACAUCAACCGCUCCCUCCUUGCCCUCAGUAGUUGCAUCAAUGCUCUGGUUGAGGGGAAGAAGCAUAUCCCCUACCGAAAUUCCAAACUCACUCAACUCCUCAAGGACUCUCUUGGAGGUCCAUGCAACACUGUUAUGAUUGCCAAUAUAAGUCCAUGCAAUCUUUCCUUCGGUGAGACGCAGAACACUCUUCACUGGGCUGACCGCGCCAAGGAGAUAAAGACUAAGGGGUAUGUAAUAAAUGAUGAAGCAUUUCAAGUCCCAGAUUCAACCACUGACCAGGCUAAAUUGGUACUAGAGCUGCAGAAGGAGAACAGUGAGUUAAGACAGCAGUUGGUGCGCAACCAGCAAAAGUUGCUGAGUGUUCAAGCCCAGUCACUAGCAGCAAACUCCUCUCCUGCACCUUCUGCUGUCUCAACACCGCUGAAAUCUCCGCUUUGCUCCGCACAACACAAGCCAAAGCGAUCAAUCUUAUCUGGGAACUGCUUCACUACUCCUGAAACUAAAAAGAAGGAAACCAAUGAAACAGUAGUCAGAGAAUUACAGAAAACAGUGAAAUAUUUGGAGGCUGAGAUUGAGAGGCUGAAGAAGGAUCACAUUCAGCAACUUAAGCAGAAGGAUGAGUUCAUCAGAGAGCUAAUGAACAAUAAGAAUGGUGCCAAAAGGGUAGUCACAAGAGAGAGUUUGCGCAAAGGGUUGAGAGCAGCAACUGGUGAUGGAGAGCUUAAAAGUCCCAGUCAUCGUUUUCAAUCUCCGGCGCCAACUGCUAAGAAACGCACAUUUUGGGACAUAAGUACUGCUAACAGCCCGUCGGUUAUGGCCGUUAAUGGAAGGAAGACAAGAAGCCAUGUUGCUGCUGAUGCUUCAGCUCCCUCCAUGCUUCUCCAGCCCGGUUUUGCUCGCCAAAGAUCAGAAUUUCCCAAACUUUGAAGAUCAGGAGAUGAAGAGAAGUUUCCUUU